This is a messenger RNA of Danio aesculapii, 2462 nucleotides long. It is a transcript of the gene clec3a, whose product is annotated as C-type lectin domain family 3, member A. The record is from RefSeq and is a predicted model, not a curated record. The transcript has 3 exons. NCBI's taxonomy places the organism in Eukaryota, Metazoa, Chordata, Actinopteri, Cypriniformes, Danionidae. The coding region runs from base 6 to 590 and encodes 194 amino acids.
UGAUCAUGAGACAGUUUCUGCUUCUGCUGUUGGUGAUCUGCUUCAGUUUUAUCCAGGAUGGAUAUGGCCAUCCCUCUCGCACCAAGAAAGCCGUUCCUGCUCGACAGAGAGAAGAAGAUGACAUGAGGACACAGAUCGACAAGCUGUGGCAGGAAGUCAAUUCUUUGAAGGAAAUGCAGGCUCUGCAAACAGUUUGCCUGCGUGGCAUCAAAGCCCACAGGAAGUGUUACCUGGUUUCCGAUCAGGCCAAGCACUAUCAUGAGGCCAACGAGGACUGCAUCUCUCAGGGCGGCACGCUGGCCAUUCCCCGGGACCUCAGCGAAAACGAGGAGCUCAGAGACUACGCCAAACGCAGCUCUCCGGCAGCCAGAGACUUCUGGAUCGGCAUCACAGAUAUCGUGAGGGAGGGCCAGUAUGUGGAUGUCAACAGCCUGCCCGUCUCUUUCUUCCACUGGGACCGGGCCAAGAAAGAACCCACUGGCGGGAAAAGGGAAAGCUGUGUCGCUCUGUCACUCAUUGCUCAGGGAAAGUGGCAUGAUGAGAUCUGUCGCUCCCAGAAGAAAUACAUCUGUGAAUAUCUUAUUCCGUGAGCUGCAACUCACAGGCCAGUCAUUCAAUUAAGCAAUACGCUCUAAGAAGCCAUGUUUUACAUUGAUUACUUUGUUAAAACCCUGUUUUAAAUUUACUGUAAACCACGGCUUCUCUGUAGAUGCCUAUUGUAUCAAAUGGUUAUUGCAUACUGUAUGUUGCAUGGUUUAAACCUUAUGUGCGUUUCGGGGUGUUUUAAUCUAUUCUAGGUUGAUUUUAAGGCUUGUUUCGACCACAAUUUUCUCUGUGUUUCCACAAAUAGAAUGACUUUUGGUGACAAAUCUUAUUUCGACGGAUAUUUUGGGGAAAUGCUUUGAAAAUGGGCAAAUUCACUACCCUUUUGUUAUAUUUGGGGAUGUUUUUGCCCCAUUGACUUCCAUUAUAAUGGCAUUUUUGAUUGAUUGAAAAUCCAUGACACCAUAUAAUCAUGCAUUCUUGAUUGUCGGUGGUUUUCUCUGUUGGGAAGAGGUAAAAACGUUUUUUUUUUUAUUGUUGAUCAUCAGUUGCAGUGCAAAAAAAGUCACAGUGCAGUGGAAAAAGAAUGAAUAUUGUGUAUGACUCCCAUGAGCUUGGAGGACUGCAUCCAUACAUCUCUGCAAUGACUCAAAUACUUAUUAAUAAAGUCAUCUGGAAUGGCAAAGAAAGCGUUCUUGCAGGACUCCCAGAGUUCAUCAAGAUUCUUUGGAUUCAUCUUCAAUGCCUCCUCCUUCAUCUUACCCCAGACAUGCUCAAUACUGUUCAUGUCUGGUGACUGGGCUGGCCAAUCCUGGAGCAACUUGACCUUCUUUGCUUUCAGGAACUCUGAUGUGGAGGCUGAAGUAUGAGAAGGAGCGCUAUCCUCCUGAAGAAUUUGCCCUCUCCUGUGGUUUGUAAUGUAAUGAGCAGCACAAAUGUCUUGAUACCUCAGGGUGUUGAUGUUGCCAUCCAUCUGCAGAUCUCUUGUAAGCCCCCUUACCGAAUAUAACCCCAAACCAUGACUUUUCCCUCACCAAACUUGACUGAUUUCUAUGAGAAUCUUGGGUCCAUGUGGGUUCUAAUAGGGCUUCUGCAGUAUUUGUGAUGAUUGGGAUGCAGUUCGACAGAUAACUCAUCAAUAAAAUCUACCUUCUGCCACUUUUCCAAAUGAUCAACUAGAAGUCAAGUUAUUUGUUGCACUACAACUAGGAUCAAUGACAAGACUUUUGUCAGCUAGUGUACUUUAUAGUGUGCAUGAUUGUGAGAGAGAACUUUGCUCACUUACAUUAAUAUGUUUGAGAAGAUAAAAAAUAAGCAGCUCAGCUCUCAGAACAUAGUAAACAUAGUAAGUGUAUUUAUGCACACACACUAUAAUUUGCUGCUUUACUCCAUAUGAAAGUUGGAAACUUUUUUGCACAGGCCUAUUUAAAGGGUUAAUGGUGCCAACUGAUGAUCGACCAUAAAAAUUAAAAGUUCUACCUCUUCCUAACAGGGAAAAACAUUGACAAUCAAGAAUUCAUGAUUACUUGGUGUCAUGGUUUUGCAAUCAAAAAAUGUGGUUAUAAUGGAAGUCAAUAGGGCUAAAACAUCCCUAAACAUAUAGCGAAAGGGUAAUCCAUUUGAACAUUACACAAGGGUUAACCAAAUAAAACAGAUCAAAGACAUUAACUGAUAGAGGAAAGGUUGGCAAGCAAAAGUCACAGAUGUUUGUUUGUAGAGUAUUUUUACAACAGCUUUGAAUGAGGCUCGACCAAUCAGAAUCAAGGACAGGAACUAUCCAUUCAGUAACAUUAAACAGUCAGCAGUGGUGUGAUUUCUUUAUUCAGUGAUGUCUUUAUCCAAUCCAGCAUACAGUAUGUUUAAAGUUUACAACCUUCGUGUUUAUUGCAACAAAAACUGGAUAUUUUUGGAAAUUUUGA